UCUUUAACCCCGCCUUGUUUCCGUAGGAAGAAGCCCUGGUAAAGAUGGCGGCGUCUGCGGUUUGAAUUCCAGCGGCGCCGCCGGGAAUCGGGACGGGAGCUGGGCUGGAGGGGGCGGAGACCUAGGGUUCAGGGCGGGCACGGCGGCGGGUGGUACCGCCACCAUAGACAUCAACGCCACCACCUCCUCUGUGCCCAUGAUGGAUUCGGUGUUGGAAGAGGACGUCACCCUCCGCGGGAUGCUCAGCGACCGCAGUGGCUUUGUACCCAAUAUACCAGAUAACCUGGAUGGUAUUGAUCCCACUGCUGGUUUGGGGAAUGGUGUGCUCCCAAAUGUGUCAGAAGAAAUGGUGUCUCCCACCAGAGCACGGAACAUGAAGGACUUUGAAAAUCAAAUCACUGAAUUAAAGAAAGAAAACUUUAACCUAAAGCUCCGCAUUUAUUUCCUUGAGGAGAGAAUGCAACAGGAAUUUGAUGCCCCCACGGAACACCUCUAUAAAACAAACAUUGAGCUGAAGGUGGAAGUUGAAAGUUUGAAGAGGGAGCUCCAAGAGAGAGAACAGUUGCUCAUCAAAGCCUCCAAAGCAGUUGAGAGCCUUGCUGAAGGUGGGGGCUCUGAAAUCCAGCGAGUAAAAGAGGAUGCUCAGAAGAAGGUGCAGCAGGUCGAAGAUCUCCUAUCCAAAAAAAUAUGUCUUUUAGAAGAGGAUGUGAAAGCCGCCCAAGCAGAACUGGAAAAGGCCUGUGCAGGAACAGAAACGGAGAUGGCUCUUCGGUUGAGCUUGGAAAGCAAGCUUUCAGAGAUGAAGAACAUGCACACGGGGGACUUGGAGAUGGCAUUGGUCCUGGAAGAGAAAGACAGACUGAUUGAGGAGUUGAAGCUGUCUUUGAAGAGCAAAGAAGCUUUAAUUCAGUGCCUUAAAGAGGAGAAAUCUCAGGUGGCAUUUCCUGAUGAGAGUGUGUCAUCUGGAGAGCUCCGAGGACUUUCUGCUGCUCUGAGGGAAGAAAAGGAUCGAGAAACUGAGGUUGCACAAAUGGAGCACCAGAAGGAGAGAAAUCACUCUGAAGAGAAGAUCCAGGCACUUCAGGAGGACCUGAGAGAAAAGGAAAGAGAAAUUGCUACAGAAAAGAAAAAUAGUUUAAAGAGAGAUAAAGCUAUUCAGGGUCUAACUGUGGCAUUAAAGUCAAAGGAAAAAGAGGUUGAAGAGCUUAAGACUGAAAUUGGAAAACUCAAUAUUGCCAUUGCUGAAGCCAAAGAAGUCCCUCAGCGGGUACAGACCCAAAAAUCCCAGGGGUCUGAAGAUCCAGAAGCUGCUCUAUUAGAAAAGACAGCUCUUCUGGCUGAGCUGCAAUCAGAAAACUUCAAUAAGAGUACAGAGAACCACAAGUUGCGAAGGAACAUUAAGAAGGUCACACAGGAGCUGAGUGAUUUGCAGCAGGAGAGGCAGAGACUAGAGAAGGACCUAGAAGUUGCCCAUCGAGAGAAGAGCAAAGGAGAUGCCUCCAUUCAUGACCUUAGAAUUGAAGUUGAGAAAUUACGCAACGAAGUGAAUGAAAGAGAGAAAGUAGUGGAGAAUCGUUACAAGAAUCUUUUGAGUGAAAGUAAUAAAAAAUUGCACAGCCAAGAGCAAAUCAUCAGACGUCUAACAGAAAGUGCCGGUCAAAAGGACGCGUUGCUUCAGAAAUUCAAUGAACAAGAUUUGGAAGCAGUACAGCAGCACCAUUAUUUAAUGACUGCAGAGGAUCUUGGGUUCAGGAGUGAAGACUUAAUAACAGAAAAGUGCUCUUCUCAACAGUCACCAGGCAGCAAAAUCAUCUUUUCUGAGGAAAAGCAGCAAUUAGACUAUGAAGAGCUGAUUCAGGUCUUAAAGAAAGAGCGAGACAUCUAUACCCACCUGGUGAAGUCUCUGCAGGACUCAGACAGUCUCAAGAACCAACAGACUGAGUUAAACAACAUUCUUGCCUUACGGAAGCAACUGGAGAAGGAUGUACUGUCAUAUCAGAAUUUGAAAAAGACCCUGGAAGAGCAGAUCAGUGAAAUUCGGAGACGGGAAGAAGAGCCAUUUUCAUUUUAUAGUGAUCAAACAUCUUAUCUGAGUAUUUGCCUUGAAGAGCACAGUCGACUUGAAGUGGAACAUUUUUCUCAAGAAGAACUUAAGAAAAAGGUCAGUGACCUCAUUCAGCUAGUGAAGGACCUGUAUACAGACAACCAGCAUCUGAAGAAGACCAUUUUUGAUGUCUCUACCAUAGGUUUCUGGGGAGAUAACAGACUUGCAUCUAUACAACAAAAGGAGCUUCUGACUAGCAAGGAGGACGAGGACACAACCGGAAGCAGAGAGGAUGAUAGCAGUUUUCAGAGUGACCAACGUUUGGAACAGGGUAACAAGAUCAAGAAGGACCAUCCCAAGGGGAACUGUAAAAAUGGAUAUUUAAAGCACAUGGAUUCCAAUAUUUCAGAACAUGAUGAACCCAGCUGCCUUGGAGACCAGAAUCUAGAAGAAAGCGAACUCAUGACCUUGCUUGCCCCUUUCUUCAAUGAGAAGGCCACAUUGUUACUGGAAUCCAGGCCUGACCUUCUGAAAGUACUACGUGAACUGCUUCUGGGACGAAUAUGCUUGACUGAGCAGGAUGUUUCUGGAGAACACCUCGAUGGUAAAGCCGAGAAGACGCUUAAGCAAAUAGCUGUUCAGCUGAGAGGUGAACUGGGAUAUUUCAUCCAUACCAACUCAUUUUCUAAGCUACCUGAUGAGCAGAAGUUGCUUUGGGGAACCCAACUACCAAAAGCAGGCGAGGCAUCCAAGGUGGAGCUGAAAGAUGCCUCAGUGCAGACUGUGGCCAUGGCCAGUGACUCGGUCAGAUUCAAACACGACAGCAGGGGAGAGGCUUGGGAUGACAAACCAACAGAUGCCGCUGUCUGUCCUGAGCAUCAGCCGGAGAACUUGUGCAGGAUGCCUGGGCUGCAGGCCACUCCCCUCUCCCCACACAGCAGGACCAGCAGAGAUGCUAAGAAGUCUCGCCUGCCCAUUCUGCUAAAGCCAUCCCAGUCAGCAGGAAGUAUGCAUCGGCUUCCAGCCACCCAGGAGGUGGAGGUCCAGCUGCAGGGGCAGAUCUUAGAGCUGCAAGGGGAUCUGGAAGAGCUUAAAAUUCAUAAUAAACAACUUCAACAAAAAUUAAUUCUGGCUGAAACAAUGAUGGGGGGGAGGCCAACACCAGACAAAACACAACUGAAUGUGCAGCCCCUUGUGAGAACAGCUUACCAGGACAGCCCAGAAGAGCAGAAACGAACUAAAACCACACCCUGUGCCUGGAAAGACAAGGAAGGAGACAAUGGUCAGCAAACAAGCUAUGAGACAGACUUUGAAAUCUACCAGCCUGAUGACCAUGUCAUCUUACCAAGAUGCAAAGAAAAUCUUCACGAUCUUCUUGAGCCAACCUCAGUAGCCACUCAGUUGAGUUCUAAGAGUCAUCUUUCCACCAAAAUCAAUGGGAUUGAGACUGAUCAAUCUGAGAAUAUUGAUACUUCAGAUGAGACAGAAAACUUAAAGCAGAAAAUCUGUGACUUGGAAACCAAGCUUGCAGUCUACCAGAAUGUCCUACUUCAGCUUCAGAAGCAUUCCCAAUUCAGUGAGGCCGUUAUCACAGUUUUGUGUGGGACAGAAGGUGCCCAGGAUGGCUUGAACAAGCCCAAGAGCAACACUGACGAAGAAGAAAUGACCUUUUCAAGUUUGCACCAAGUUCGUUACGUGAAACACACGAAAAUCCUCCAUCCAUUGGCCCCAGACAUGCUUAAUGACCGAAUGUUAGAGAGCCUUAAUCAGCAGUUGUUGGAAAAGGAAAGUGAACUGCAGAAGGAGCAGGAUUUGAAUGUGGAGCUCUUCAGUGAAAUCUGUAACCUGCAGAAUAAGUUCAGAGAUGUCUCACCAUCAAGAUACGAUUCAUUAGUUCAGUCCCAAGCCAGGGAGCUCUCCCUCCAACGACAGCAGAUUAAGGAUAGCCAUGACAUCUGUGUCAUUUAUCGUCAACAUAUGAACAGCGUGAUUAAGACAUUUGAGGAGUUGCUGCAGGCUAGCGACGUGGAUUACUAUGUGGCCAAGGGUUUCCAGGAGCAACUGAAUCAAUGUGCCAAGCUGCUCAAGAAAUUGGAAAAGCUGUUUCUAAAUGGAAAAUCAGUUGAAGUAGAAAUGAGCACCCAGAAUGAACUGAUAGAGAGGGUUGAAGAAGACAACCUAACUUACCAGUAUAUUCUGCCUGAAUCUCCUGGACCCUCAGUCUCUCAUGCUCUGUCUGAUUAUGAAAUAUCUGAAAAGUCAUCCUCCUCACGAGAUCAGAAGCCAGAUGAGACUGAGAAGCCUUCAGCUACAGCCAAUGCUUUUUCUCAAGACGUACUAAUGGAACAUAUACAGGAAAUUCGAAGUUUGAGAAAGCGUUUAGAAGAAUCUAUUAAAACAAAUGAGCAGCUACGAAGACAACUGGAACGGCAAGGGUCUGAAUUUGAUCAAGGUUCUACAAAUAUGUUUGCUUGUGGUUCAGAGCUGCAUAAUUCAUUGACAUCAGAAAUUCACUUCCUGAGGAAUCAAAACAAGGCCCUCAAUAUAAUGUUGGCAAAAGGGUCUAGAGAUAAACAGAAGGAGAAUGAAAAAUUACGAGAGGCCCUCUCCAGGAAGACUGCGAACCUUGAGCACCUUCAACAAGAAUUUGCUUGUAUGAAGGGAGAAAAUGAAAGGCUGCAGAACGAAGUGGGCAAGAAGGAGAAACAUAACCAGCAGCUGCUCCAGGAGCUCUGCCACAGCCAUAGUGAGCUGAGCAGGGUGCAGGAGGAGGUGAAGACGAGGCAGCAGCUGUUGUCACAGAAUGACAAGCUACUCCAGUCCCUCCGAGUGGAGCUGAAGGUAUAUGAGAAGCUGGACGAGGACCACAGGAAACCAAGAGGGGCCAGAACAGAAGCAGCUGGAGAAGGCUGGAGGGGGCAAGACACUUUUGGUGACCUGCACGACCUCCUGACAGAGAUCCAGGCUCUGCGCACACAACUGGAAAAAAGUAUCGAAACCAACAGCACACUGCAGAGCAAGCUGGAGAAGCAGCUGGAGCGAGCAGAGAAAUCUCCAGAAACAGCACUCACUUCUGCUCUCCAAACACUGUCCAUUCCUGAGCGGCCCUUUCGGCUAGACAGAAACGAUGGUGACAACACUCCCAUGCUGAUUGAUAACUCAGAUGAUCUGUUUGAUUCCACCCUGACAGUAUCACCAAGAUCAGCUGCAGGGACACCUCCACUCUCUGAAAAUAACACGGAGACUCUCUCCUGCAACAGUGGCAGCUUGACUGUGCGCACCCUGUGCGUGUCCCGCCCGUGGGCCAGCAAGUGUGGCCGCCACAUCUUGGGCCUGAUUGAGGACUACGAUGCCUUGUGCAAGCAGAUUGGCCAGGGCCAGAGGCUCCUGGAUGAGAUGGACUGUCAGGUUCUAGAGGCUCCCAACCCCAUGAGUCAAGAGCUGGGAACAAAGGGUCCACAUUCGGCCUCGUUGAGCAGGCUUAUUGCCAGUGUGAGUGCAACCAAACUCAUCCUAGAAGAGGCUGCAAGGUUACUGACACUUCUCUGGAGAGUCUCACUCCCGGAUGGCCAGUGCAUGCAUCACUGUGAACAGACUGGAGAAAUGAAAGCAGAAAUCACCAAACUACGUAAGAAGUUGUUUGAACAAGAAAAGAAGUUACAAAACACUGAGAAGCUUUUGCAGCUGAGCAAGCACCAGGAAAAAGUCAUCUUUGAUCAGUUGGUUGUGACCCACAAAAUUCUUCGGAAAGCCAGAGGAAACCUGGAGCUUAGGCCCGGGGUUGCCCAUGCAGGAACAUCCAGUCCCAGCAGACCAGGCUCCUGAGGAAAACUUUCAGCCAAUAAAGCAUGUGCUUCCCCGCUGA
Molecule: messenger RNA, 5909 nt
Organism: Erinaceus europaeus (western European hedgehog)
Lineage: Eukaryota; Metazoa; Chordata; Mammalia; Eulipotyphla; Erinaceidae
Gene: CDK5RAP2
Product: CDK5 regulatory subunit associated protein 2
Exons: 38
Coding region: 197-5869 (1890 amino acids)
Biological process (GO): chromosome segregation; regulation of mitotic cell cycle spindle assembly checkpoint; centriole replication
Cellular component (GO): microtubule plus-end; microtubule organizing center; perinuclear region of cytoplasm
Molecular function (GO): gamma-tubulin binding; calmodulin binding; protein kinase binding
Source: RefSeq, a predicted model, not a curated record